AUCUAGUUGGGUCUAUUAUUUUAGGCGCUUCCUGUUUCAAAGUCCAACUGGGUUUUACGAGAAUAUUACAAUAUCUUAGUUUUUUAUAUUUAACGUCGUGUGCGUGGAAAAGAGAGUGUGUAUGAGUGUGUGUGUGAGCUGCAGACAGACAUGCAGCAGGCUGUGGAGUCUCUGGUCCAGCUCCUGGAGUCCUACAGAGGAAGAGAUAAAGUUAUCAGGACGUUUUGCUAUGGCUCCCAGCUCGUUGGAGGAGUUCUUCAGGCAGGAGCAGUCGUGUCGUCCCACAGCCUCGGGAAAAGUCUGCUCCUGUUUUCUGCUCAGCUCAGCCAAUGUAGGACAAUGCUGAGGCUGUUUGAUGAUCUCUCCAUGUUGGCCUACACCCACAGCUACGGGUUUGGAGCCAGGGAGGGGGACUCAUGUCUGCGUUGGAUUUCUGUGCUAAACAAUGUGGCAGACCAGCUCUAUUACCCAUGUGAACACAUCGCAUGGGCCGCCGACGCUGAGCUCAUCAAAGUGAGAUCCGCUGAGUGGUGGCUGUUCAGCACGGUGCUGUGGGGACUCUCGCUGUUGUUGGGAAUACUCAGGUCAUUUCGAAUUCUGCUGCUGCUGACGAAGAAGCUGAAGAGUUGUGGAAGACACAGAGCUGACAACAGUCACUCUCAGAUCCACAAACAGAUGCGAGGUGAGGUUCUCUCCAUUCUCAGCAAAAUGGCCGAUCUGAGUAACUCCAUUCACUGGAUGCCGCCUGGCUUCCUGUGGGCUGGUCGAUUUCCCGUUUGGUUGGUGGGACUGAUGGGCACAAUCUCAUCUGUGAUUGGUUUGGUCCAGGCAAAUGCUGGCAACAGUUCCUAAACAUAAAUAGAUAGAAACUGAUUAUGAGAUGCUUUUAUCAGCACUGAGUGAAUAUGCAUGUCGAUGUAUAUCAGAGGUAAAUCCUGAGUGACAAGAUGUGUAGCAGGUGUAGGAAAUGUUAAAUCACAUUCAUCUGGAUCUGUAACGGUUAUGUAAGCGGAUAAACAUAAUAGUCUUGCAGCCAGUUAUCGGAUGUGACUGAAAGGUUCAAGGUUUUUAAAGUAAUAGACAACUUUAUUCAUUUGUAUCAUAAAAUAUAUAAAUAAUUAAGCAGCAGCAGGUUCAUCUUGUCACUGUUAUUAAGUAUUAAAUAAACAAAUACUUUGAAAGAGUCAUAGUGUACAAAAAAUAGAUCAGUCUUCAAUGACUCAAAGUGCAAAGUUUAUUUAGAACACACUUUUGAUGUGUGAGGCAAGUUUAUAUCCUACUGUGGUUAUUACUUGGAUUCAUAUUUGAAUCUAUCCCAUAAUACCUCCUGCUUUUUCAACACUGUUUAAAAUAUAGCUACUUUGUCUGGGAAAGCAAGUCUUAUGCCUGAGCAGCACAAGAUCCAUUACGGUGUGUGGAUUUGUUUGUCUUAGAUUUUCCAAAUCUAUGUAGUGACUUUUGGAGAAAUACAAUGACAAGAUGAUUUAUUAUUUUCCCCCUAGACACACUCCAUACAUCUAAUGUGAUUUACAGUUAUUCAUAAACUCUUAAUUUAUUAUCAUGAUUUUGUUAUUGUACAUGUUGAAUGAGCUGUUACGAUGUUGUCACAUGAAAUUCUUCUUCUUCUGUCACUGUGUAAUCACCAAGUGCUGGUUUAAGCAUAUCAGUUCCCAAAACUUGUACUACAGGUACAGGUUUUUUAAUUUUCCUGUGGAAACUGAACUUAUGGCUCAACAAAUGGAACAGAAGAUAAUUGUAAACUGAAUGUUAAAUAUUUUGAAUCAUGUAAAAA
This is a messenger RNA of Solea senegalensis (Senegalese sole), 1792 nucleotides long. It is a transcript of the gene pex11g, whose product is annotated as peroxisomal biogenesis factor 11 gamma. The coding region runs from base 151 to 852 and encodes 233 amino acids. The record is from RefSeq and is a predicted model, not a curated record. Gene Ontology annotation, cellular component: peroxisomal membrane. The transcript is spliced from 5 exons. Gene Ontology annotation, biological process: peroxisome fission. Lineage: Eukaryota; Metazoa; Chordata; Actinopteri; Pleuronectiformes; Soleidae.